This is a messenger RNA of Chironomus riparius, 770 nucleotides long. The record is from the annotation of a GenBank genome assembly. Lineage: Eukaryota; Metazoa; Arthropoda; Insecta; Diptera; Chironomidae.
UUUGUUUUCGUUCCGUCUCUUUCUAAUUUCACAAAAAAUUAAUAUUGUUGCUUUUUGCAUAAAACAGAUGCUUUAAAGGACAUUAAUCUCUUCAUAAUAGGUAAAUAUUAGUUCCUUCAAGUCAUUACAACGAUACUAGCUUGAUAAUUAAUAAAAUCAAGUGAUGAGUUCUACAAUACCCAACCAAAUAGACGAAGACGAAGAUCCAGUUACUUUAAUGCUCAAGAAAACCGGCUGUCUGGAUUUACAUUAUAAAGUUCAGGAGUGCAUUGCUGAGACUUCAGAUUGGAGACAGUGUCAAGAAGUAGUUAAAGAGUUUAAAGAGUGUAUGAAAGAGUAUACAGAAAAGCAGAGACAGAAAUAUAUUAUUAGAGCUGAUUUGAAACUAACCAAAGGUAAAAUUGCAUCACAAGCAGCACAUGCCGCUGUAAGUUGCUUCCAAAAGUCCAUCGUCAACAACGAAUCUGUAGCCAAAAAGUGGCUCAAUAUUGGUCAACCGAAAAUUGUACUAAAAGUUAACACAGAAGAGGAACUUGAGCUUUUAAAACAAAAAGCUACUGAUUUAAAUAUUAUAACAUCGUUAAUAAGUGAUGCUGGUCGUACGCAAGUUAGUUUUGGCACUGUCACAUGUUUAGGAUUAGGACCUGAUUAUGAUGAGAAAAUAGAUGCUAUAGUUAAAGAUUUAAAGUUGCUGUAAAAUAAAGUGUCGAGUUUAAUUGGCUAGUUUCAAACGUAAUCAUUCGUUUUUGUUUUAAAAUUCUAGGCUCGUG